UGUGCUUUAGUUUUAAAAUGAUUGUGACUUUAAGAGUCGCUCUUCUAGUUAUUUUUAUCGAUUUCUGUUUAUCUAAGGAUGUAGUGGUUUUUCCAGGAAAAAUAAAUGAUUUUGCGUUGUACAACACGAAUUUGUUUGCUAUACCAACGCCGUUGCCUGCUGAUCAAGUGGUAGCACAAGCUCUUGUGGAGGAAGUUUCAGGAGACACGGAAGAACUUGACAACGACUAUCCAUCAACAAAAAAGGAAAACUCUAAAGUUUCUAAAAACGAAGAAGCCUCUCGAGAUUAUAAUAUUGCUGCAGACAGAAAAACUACUGAUAAAGAUAUAGCUAAAGACGAGAAAGCUGUAGAAACUAAAAUUAAAGAAAAUACAGACGAAAAUAAAGAACAUGAUAAAAUUGAACAAAUAAAAAAACAAUACAAAGGUAAAAAGGGCCAUAAAUCAGCAAAAUUUGGCGAAAAGAAAGGUCACAAAAAAGGACACAAAACCAAGGGUUACAACAACAGAUUUCACAAAGAUGAAUACCACAAAGAACACAAACUUUAUGGCGAUGGUUAUAGAGAUAAUUCUAAAAAUGCAUAUAGAGGUUCUCAUUUAAAACACGCUAAUAAGGACAAAAGUUAUAAGAAAUCAAAGCAGAAAACCCAUAGUCAUAAAGAUAAUAAAUUCGGAAAGAAGGGUGUUGAUGAUGUAGGUAAAUUUGAUGAUCAACACCAAGAUUUUGAUAAAAAAUCAGGACAUGCGAAUAAGGAUAUACAUCAUGUUAGUAGGAUUAAAAUUAAAGACGAGCAAAAUCCACAUCCGAAUCAUAGACAAGAUUAUAUUUACUAUCCUAAUCAUAGGCCAUCUUAAAAUUUUGAUUUUUGGUUUAUACAACUUAGUUUUAAGUGUAUAUUGUAAAUAAUUAAUUUUUUUAAUUUUACUAUAUUUUUAUAUGUUAAAACACUUUAGUAUAUAUUAAAAAAACA
Messenger RNA from Psylliodes chrysocephalus, 970 nucleotides. The record is from the annotation of a GenBank genome assembly. NCBI's taxonomy places the organism in Eukaryota, Metazoa, Arthropoda, Insecta, Coleoptera, Chrysomelidae.